AUGCGCACCCUCCUUCUCCUUCCCUCCCCUCCCGCUGCUGCUUCCGCAAACCCGCGAGCUGAGGCUCUAGAGAGUUAUCGCAAGUCUCAACCACAGCAGAAGCGGCAUCUGAACCGGCCAUUGAAGAUUGCGGCCGCGCGGGACGACGCCUCCGGGCUCGGGCUCUAG
Molecule: messenger RNA, 168 nt
Organism: Morchella sextelata
Lineage: Eukaryota; Fungi; Ascomycota; Pezizomycetes; Pezizales; Morchellaceae
Exons: 1
Coding region: 1-168 (55 amino acids)
Source: RefSeq, a predicted model, not a curated record